AUGCCCACCCUCAGGGUGGGGUCUAGCCAUGUGUGUUUCAUCUGGAUUCCAGGAUAUGUUAUUCCAGAGGUGCUACCACCAUCGCUGAUGGGCUCGGCCUUGGCCAACAGUGGGUCCCUCAUGGAGCCGGCUGGUAUUAGCUUUAUCCGACAUAGGGGAAGCUUCCAGCAACUUCUCGCAGAAUCCACCCCUGUAAACUCCCCACUACCAAAACCUUGCCAUGCAACCCUGAUAGACAUCAGAGACAGAAGGUCCCAAUUACUGCUGCUGCUGCCCGGACGUUAAGCUGGGAAGGCCAUAAUAGUGAAGAACAGAGACACCAAGAUGAAGUAUUCUAUUAAGAUUUAUAACUAAAACUACCUGAUGCCCAGCUAUUCUGUUGAUGCUCAUUUGUACAAAACUGCUGUCAAGCAGGCCAAGUAUGAAGCUGAGGUAAAAUUUGAGGAAACAUUCAGGAAUAAGAAUAAGCAGUUCAUCCAGAAUCUGCAGGUCUGA
Opisthocomus hoazin is the source of this 495-nucleotide messenger RNA. The record is from RefSeq and is a predicted model, not a curated record. Lineage: Eukaryota; Metazoa; Chordata; Aves; Opisthocomiformes; Opisthocomidae.